AUGGGUUUCCGCUUACCUGGCAUUAGAAGGGCUUCCUUUUCAGCAAACCUUACAUCUUCAAAAUGCGGUGAGGUGCCAAAAGGCUAUCUUGCAGUGUAUGCUGGAGAGAAAAUGAAGAGAUUUGUGAUUCCCAUAGCAUACUUGAACCAACCUUCCUUCCAAGACUUGCUGAGCCAAGCUGAAGAAGAAUUUGGUUAUGAUCAUCCUAUGGGUGGCCUCACGAUUCAUUGCGCUGAAGAUGCUUUUGAGAAUAUAAUUUCUCGCUUGAAUAGGUGCUAA
Molecule: messenger RNA, 279 nt
Organism: Neltuma alba
Lineage: Eukaryota; Viridiplantae; Streptophyta; Magnoliopsida; Fabales; Fabaceae
Product: auxin-induced protein 15A-like
Exons: 1
Coding region: 1-279 (92 amino acids)
Biological process (GO): response to auxin
Source: RefSeq, a predicted model, not a curated record